CAGGUUAUAAGUUGUAAGUCCAGGCGGCUGUUAGUAAUUCCUCCUCGAAGUCUUUGGAUCAUAUUGCGACUUGCUCUGCUUUGCUUCACCACCAGACCCUCCAAACCACCUUCAGCUUCAAAGAAUACACUUCAACGAUGUGCGGAAUUUUCGCCUACCUGAAUUACAGAGUGCCACGGACGAGGGGGGAUAUCAUUCAGACCCUCAUAAAGGGACUUCUAAGACUGGAGUACAGGGGUUAUGACUCUGCAGGUGUUGCAGUAGAUGGCCCAGGAAAAGAUCACACCGCUAAUAUCAGCCUCUAUAAGAAGACAGGGAAAGUGAAAGCUCUUGAUGAAGAAAUCUACAAGAACAACUCCAUCGAUCUUGAGGCAGAACUGGACACACACUUUGGCAUUGCACACACUCGCUGGGCCACGCAUGGGGAGCCCAGUGCGCUCAACAGCCACCCUCAUCGAUCCGACAAAAACAAUGAGUUUGUUGUCAUCCACAACGGCAUCAUCACAAAUUACAAGGAGCUGAAAAAGUACCUGGUUUCCAAAGGCUAUGAGUUUGAGUCGGACACAGACACAGAGGUCAUCCCUAAGUUGAUCAAGUAUCUCUAUGACAACCGCGAGAAUGAUUAUGUGUCCUUCUCCACCCUAGUGGAGCGCGUCAUCCAGCAGCUGGAAGGGGCAUUUGCUCUGGUUUUCAAAAGCAUUCAUUUCCCAGGAGAGGCUGUUGCCACCAGGAGGGGCAGCCCGCUGCUUAUUGGCGUGCGCAGUCAGUAUGAGCUUUCUACCAAGGAGAUCCCCGUCCAGUACAACUGUGGUGAUUCCAGGAUAGAUGAACAGGAGAAAAACUUACUGAACCAAGUGGGCAGCACCAAUGCCUUGCACUCAGUCCAUGACAGAUUGGCGGUGGAGUUUUACUUUGCCUCUGAUGCUAGUGCCAUCAUUGAGCACACCAACAAGGUGGUUUAUCUGGAAGACGAUGACGUCGCCGUGGUGGUGGAGGGGAAGUUGUCUGUGCACCGUGUUAAGCGUAAAGUUGGGGAAGACCAUGUCCGUCUCAUUCAGACCCUACAGGUGGAGCUCCAGCAGAUCAUGAAAGGUAACUUCGAGGCUUUCAUGCAGAAGGAGAUCUUUGAGCAGCCUGAAUCUGUCUUUAACACCAUGAGAGGCAGAAUCUGCUUUGACAGCAACAUAGUUCUUCUUGGUGGACUGUCCGACCAUCUAAAGGAGAUCAAGAGAUGCAGACGCUUGAUCAUUAUUGGCUGUGGAACCAGUUACCAUGCGGGAGUAGCAACACGUCAGAUCCUUGAGGAGUUGACUGAGCUUCCUGUUAUGGUCGAGUUGGCCAGCGAUUUCCUAGACCGCAUCACGCCAGUUUUCAGAGACGAUGUCUGUUUUUUCAUCAGCCAGUCGGGUGAAACAGCGGACACUCUGAUGGCGCUACGCUACUGUAAGAAGCGCGGGGCACUGACUGUGGGCGUCACCAACACCGUGGGCAGCUCCAUCUGCAGAGAGACCGACUGUGGAGUUCACAUCAAUGCUGGGCCUGAGGUCGGAGUCGCCAGCACUAAGGCUUACACCAGUCAGUUUGUGUCUCUGAUCAUGUUUGGUCUGAUGAUGAGUGAAGACAGGCUCUCAAUGCAGCAGAGAAGACUGGAGAUCAUCAAUGGCCUCAAAAAAUUGCCAGAGUUGAUCAAGGAAGUUCUGGCUCUUGAUGACAUCAUCAAAAGCCUUGCAGAUGAGCUCAACCAUCAGAAGUCUCUUUUGGUCAUGGGUCGAGGCUAUAACUAUGCCACCUGCCUAGAGGGGGCGCUGAAAAUUAAAGAGAUCACGUACAUGCACUCAGAGGGCAUUAUGGCUGGAGAGUUGAAGCACGGCCCUUUGGCGUUGAUCGACAAGCAUAUGCCAGUCAUCAUGAUCAUUAUGAAAGAUGCCUGCUACCAAAAGUGCCACAAUGCCUUGCAGCAAGUCACGGCUAGACAGGGCCGCCCCAUCAUCAUAUGCUGCCAGGACGACCCAGAGAUCAGUAAAAUGGCAUAUAAGACUAUUGAACUUCCUCAGACGGUGGACUGUCUGCAGGGCAUCCUCAGUGUCAUUCCACUGCAGCUCAUGUCUUUCCAUCUGGCAGUUCUCAGAGGAUAUGAUGUGGACUGCCCAAGGAACCUGGCCAAAUCUGUGACAGUGGAGUAGCUCCUCACAGGAAAUGUGAACUAAUCAAGGUAGAAGAGGAGAAUACUGACCACCCAAGUGCAAUUACCAUUGUGUGUGUUUAUGUGUGUUUGCAACUGUGUGAAUGUGGAAGUGUGGGUAUUUAUAAAUUAUGAUCAAUUCCCUAAAGGCCACAAGACCUGAAUGGAUGCGGUGAGGGGGUGGGUGGGGGGGGGGAUAUUUUAUUCUAGUGAGAUAGUGAGACAUAGUAACUUUUGCUACAUAAGUGCCUCAGCAUCCAAGUGCAAAUGAAGGGAACCCCUAAACUGUGCCUUACACCCUUUUCUCUCAGCUCUUAGCUGAGCCUGAAGGAUCACAACUGUCUAAUGUUUACCUCUGACCGGGGGCGGUUCUAGGAUUUCAUCCUCAGGGGGGUUAAAGCCCUCGGUGAGAAUCUGUAGCAAGAGACCAUUGCCUAAGUGGUGCAUCUUUUAAUCUUAUUACCGUACUAUAUAGUAAGUCAGAAGUAGCCUACCGGUACUUAGAUUGGUACUAAGUCAAUACAAAAUGUUUUCAAUGAUCUUAUGAUACCUGUCUUUUUGCUGUACAGUUCAAAUCAGUACACUGUAAAUGGUUAGUCAAACAGUAAUUAGAUAUUUAUUUGCCCUGCCAAAACAUUUACUUGCCUAAAUAAAUAAAUCAAGUAAACGUAUGAAACGGGA
Molecule: messenger RNA, 2863 nt
Organism: Rhinichthys klamathensis goyatoka
Lineage: Eukaryota; Metazoa; Chordata; Actinopteri; Cypriniformes; Leuciscidae
Gene: gfpt2
Product: glutamine-fructose-6-phosphate transaminase 2
Exons: 19
Coding region: 138-2183 (681 amino acids)
Biological process (GO): protein N-linked glycosylation; UDP-N-acetylglucosamine metabolic process; fructose 6-phosphate metabolic process
Molecular function (GO): carbohydrate derivative binding; L-glutamine:D-fructose-6-phosphate transaminase (isomerizing) activity
Source: RefSeq, a predicted model, not a curated record